CCCCAUUUGAAUCCCAACAAGAACUACCAUUGUUAAUCUCUCUCUACUCUCUCUCUCUCUAAAUCUCACUCAAUCAUCCACACACACACACACAUACACAUUUCUCACCUGGUUGAGAGAGUGGGCAAGAAGCUGCCAUUGUUGUUGGAGGAGAAGAAUGAAGGUGAUAGAGAAGAUCCGGUCGGCGGGGGAGGACAAGGUGGUGUUCUCGUUCGAAUUCUUUCCGCCCAAGACGGACGAUGGAGUCGACAACCUCUUCGAGAGGAUGGAGCGGAUGGUGGCGCACAAUCCUUCCUUCUGUGAUAUUACUUGGGGCGCCGGUGGCUCCACCGCCGAUCUGACACUGGAUAUCGCCAAGCGGAUGCAGAACAUGGUUUGUGUGGAGACCAUGAUGCAUCUCACCUGCACCAACAUGCCCGUCGAUAAGAUCGACCAUGCCCUAGACACCAUCAAGACCAAUGGAAUCCAGAACGUCCUUGCUCUCCGUGGUGACCCUCCUCACGGCCAGGACAAGUUCGUCCAGAUCCAGGGCGGAUUUGCCUGUGCUUUGGACCUGGUGAAGCAUAUUAAGGCCAAGUAUGGUGACUACUUUGGCAUAACUGUUGCUGGGUAUCCAGAGGCACAUCCUGAUGUCAUUGAAAGUAAUGGUUUGGCUACACCAGAAGGAUAUCAGAAUGAUCUUGCUUAUUUGAAGAGAAAGGUUGAUGCUGGAGCUGAUCUUAUUGUCACUCAACUUUUCUAUGAUACUGAUAUUUUCCUGAAAUUUGUAAAUGAUUGCCGUCAAAUUGGAAUAAAUUGUCCUAUUGUUCCAGGCAUCAUGCCCAUUAAUAAUUAUAAGGGCUUCAUUCGCAUGACUGGUUUUUGCAAAACUAAGAUACCAUCUGAGAUCACCGCUGCUUUGGAGCCUAUCAAAGACAACGAAGAAGCUGUCAGAGCCUAUGGAGUUCACCUUGGAACUGAAAUGUGCAAGAAGAUUAUGGCUAGCGGGAUUAAGACAUUGCAUCUAUAUACACUAAACAUGGAAAAAUCAGCGUUGGCAAUUCUAAUGAAUCUUGGACUGAUUGAAGAGUCCAAAAUUGCGAGGCCCUUACCCUGGAGGCGCCCUACAAAUGUUUUUCGUGUUAAAGAAGACGUUCGGCCAAUAUUCUGGGCUAAUCGUCCGAAAAGCUACAUAUCAAGGACUAUUGGUUGGGACCAUUACCCACAUGGGCGAUGGGGUGAUUCUCGUAAUGCAUCUUAUGGAGGACUGACUGACCAUCAGUUUAUGCGACCACGUGCACGUGAUAAGAAACUUCAUGAAGAAUGGGCUGUCCCUUUGAAAAACAUCGACGAUGUUCAUGAGAGAUUUAUGAAAUUCUGCCUCGGGAAACUGAGAACCAGUCCAUGGUCGGAAUUAGAUGGGCUUCAGCCAGAGACAAAGAUCAUUAAUGAACAGCUUGGAAAUAUUAACUUGAAGGGUUUCCUAACUAUCAAUAGCCAACCAUCAGUUAAUGGAGCAAAAUCUGACUCCCCAUCAUUUGGAUGGGGUGGACCGGGUGGGUAUGUUUAUCAGAAGGCCUACCUAGAAUUUUUCUGCUCCAAGGAGAAGUUGAAUGCUCUCAUUGAGAAAUGCAAAGCUUUCCCAUCCCUAACCUACAUUGCUGUGAAUAAAGAAGGGAGCUUGUUGUCUAACAUCAGCGAAACUGACGUGAAUGCGGUCACAUGGGGAGCCUUCCCAGCAAAGGAGAUCAUCCAGCCUACUGUCGUGGAUCCUGCCAGCUUUGUGGUGUGGAAGGAUGAGGCAUUUGAAGUCUGGUCAAGAGGAUGGGCUCAACUAUACGCAGAAGCGGACCCUUCCAGGAAACUGCUUUUAGAGGUCCAGAGCAGUUAUUUCUUGGUCAGCUUGGUAGAUAACGAUUACAUCAAUGGCGAUUUGUUUGCAGUUUUCAAAGAUUUCUGAAAUUAGCGGCUUUUACCCGUUAUCUUGAUCUUUCUUGAAGCCCCGCAAAAGCCGCCAUUGGCUAUGAAAUAUUAUGAUUAUUGCCACUGAUACUGGUGGACUAUACCCUUAUUGUCAUGUAACAUCAUUAUUCCUUGGGAUUUUAUGUUCCCUCUCGCCUUCACGGUGCAAAUUGCAUACGAGAUGGCAGGUGAUUUACUUUCAAAAAUGAUAAUUUCUUUUGUUGUUCUGAAUAAUUAUUGUUUGAAUUUUACAAGUGAGUUGAUGCGUUGUGUAACAGCUAAUUUUGCAAUAUUACAUUCUUUACCCUUAAA
Messenger RNA from Cornus florida, 2253 nucleotides. Its product is annotated as probable methylenetetrahydrofolate reductase (NADH). Gene Ontology annotation, molecular function: methylenetetrahydrofolate reductase [NAD(P)H] activity; FAD binding. Gene Ontology annotation, biological process: tetrahydrofolate interconversion. The record is from RefSeq and is a predicted model, not a curated record. The coding region runs from base 158 to 1939 and encodes 593 amino acids. Lineage: Eukaryota; Viridiplantae; Streptophyta; Magnoliopsida; Cornales; Cornaceae. The transcript has 11 exons. Gene Ontology annotation, cellular component: cytosol.